AUGGUCGUGGCCGUGCACUAUGACUGCUUCCACGUCUUCCUGGCUUCGACUGCUGGUUUGGAGCACCAAGGAGACGCAGGCGGGACACGUAUCGUCGGCCUCGAGGAGGGCGGCAAGCAGAACGCCACCCUUCUUGACGAGCUGUGGACACUUGGUGCAUGGCGCCGACCGUGGCUGAAUGCGGCCCCGGUCCUGCUAGACGAUGCUGGGCCGGCGUCGUACGCUGACGUUGAAUUGGCUGCUUUUCGCCGCAUAGCUACCGUGGCGGGAGUGCCCCAGCUCGCCCGUCUGCCCCUCGAGCUGAUCUGCCUCAUCCAUACACGAUCGGCUCGGAGUUUAUUCUGGCGCACGAUCCGAUGCCUUGCUGCGCGCGCGAAAGGACAGCCGGAUGAUGCACUGCACCGCACCCCCUUGAAGCAUAUUGUCUCGUGGACGCGCGGGCAACCUUUGCCAUACGCCAACGUCGAGCCCCAACUCUACGCCGUUGAGACCGACCGUUGCUUUGGUCUGACAUUCUUCUGCCUCAGCGGUAAACUUUUUGGUAUCCAUGUCCAUCGGACUGCCGACGACGACGCCACGACAACCUACAGGCGCCUUGUAGCCCGCGUUCGCGAACGGAUGGUGUGGGUGUUCUUGCCAAUACCGCGCAAGGACCGCCUCGUUGCUCUCUGGGCAUGUCGUAGCGACACGGGCGACUCGAAGGAUUUCAGUCUCAUUGCUCGCAUGAAGCUGGCCGGUGACGUGGCCGUGGGAAACGGAAUUGGAAACAGCGCCAAAGCCCUGCUCUUGGCCUUUGGCGAGAGUGUGACUCUCGUGUACGGCGAACCACGUGAAGGUGAGCCUAUCAGAAUCAUGGGGACGUAUCCCGGCGACGGCCCACGGAAGACUCCGGCCGACGUCGAUACACACCCUGUUCAAGACGCUCGGAAUACACGCCACAUUCGACACAUCCGGUCGCCAGCUCUUGUCUCCACGCCGACAACACUCAAAGUCGUGCAUUACAACCCAUACGUCUCAUCUGCGCCGCUUGACAAUGUGGUAUCGGUGCGGGUCUUUUACGUACCGAGCAAAGGGAUUUGUCGUGGCCUGCUGCUUUUGUAUUCAAACGGCUGUAUGCGUGCCCUCGGCCAGUGCCGUAUCUCAGAAGACGACAACUGGGUUGUUGCCAAUCCUGCCGCCAUCUGCCACCGGCCACUACAGUAUCACGCAUAUAAACGAGAGACAAAGUUCGAUGGGAUCACUGUGUCUGUAGCGACCAUGAAGCAGCACGCCCAUGAGAACGACGGAUGGAUGUGCCACAACAUUGGCCAAGGCGUCUUACAUUUUCACUACACGGACAACAACGAGUACGCAAUGAUAUAUGAGGCACAAAAUCGAUUCCAAAGCGCACUAUGA
Sporothrix brasiliensis 5110 is the source of this 1395-nucleotide messenger RNA. RefSeq lists its product as uncharacterized. The coding region runs from base 1 to 1395 and encodes 464 amino acids. The transcript has 3 exons. Lineage: Eukaryota; Fungi; Ascomycota; Sordariomycetes; Ophiostomatales; Ophiostomataceae. The record is from RefSeq and is a predicted model, not a curated record.